AUGGCGCCAGAGGUGAAGGCGGUAACGGAGCCCGUGUGGCUGGGCGAAGGCCCGCACUGGUCGCACAAGCACAUGGCGUUAUUCUUUGUGAGCAUCUUCGAUAAGACCAUUCACAAGUAUGUCCCGGCCACCGGAGAGCACACUAGGGCAAAGUUAGCUGAUAUGCCUGGCUUCAUAAUACCGGUGGAGGGUACAAUGGACCAGUUCGUGGUGGGGCUGAAGAGGCGCGUGGUGGUGGUGCAGUGGGACGGGAAGGGCGAGGCGAGAGAGCUACGACAGUUGGCUGAACUCGACCAGGACACUCCGGACAACCGGAUCAAUGACGCUAAGGCUGACCCCAGAGGACGACUGUUUGUUGGUACAAUGGGCCACGAGUAUGAGCCAGGAAAGUUCCAUUUGAAGAAGGGAUCGUUGUACAGGAUCGACUCGGAUGGCUCUGUCCACCACUUGGAGAAGGGUCUGGACAUCUCGAACGGUCUCUGCUGGGACGAGAAAGAAAAGGCAUUCUACUUCGCUGACUCCUUCGAAUUUGCGAUAAGAAGAUACGAUUAUGAUGUUGAAACUGGAAAUAUAUCAAAUCCAAAGUUAAUAUUCAAAUACAAGGACCACGGUCUCGACGGCAUCGUGGACGGAAUGACCAUAGACACGGAUGGAAACCUCUGGGUUGCCAACUUUGACGCAUCACAGGUGCUCAAGAUCGACCCUCGCAAAGGUGUAGUCCUACAAAAAGUUCCCACACCAGCGCUGCAGACCACAUCUGCGACCUGGGGGGGCGAAGCCCUAGACGAGUUGUACGUGACGUCAGCCUGUAUGAACCGCGGCCAGGAACAACUGCCGCCCUGCGGCUCUCUGUUCCUUAUCCGCGGCUUGAAUGCGAAGGGAUUCAAGAAUAAUAACUUUAAGCUUGAUUAAUAAAUAUUAAAUAAUAAUAAUAAUAGAUGAAAAUUAUUUUUAUUUGGAACAAAUAACAUGGUACAGAUGUGUUUGUACGAGACUACAGUUAGUUAUAAAAACUGUGUUGUAGCACUAACGCCUAUCUCCGUUGUAAAACAGAUCAGCGUUCCAUGAAUCUUGAGAUAAUAAACACUAAUUAAACUAUAAUAUUUUAAUGUAUAAAA
Messenger RNA from Melitaea cinxia (Glanville fritillary), 1118 nucleotides. RefSeq names its product regucalcin-like. The transcript is spliced from 5 exons. Gene Ontology annotation, biological process: L-ascorbic acid biosynthetic process. NCBI's taxonomy places the organism in Eukaryota, Metazoa, Arthropoda, Insecta, Lepidoptera, Nymphalidae. Gene Ontology annotation, molecular function: gluconolactonase activity; calcium ion binding. The record is from RefSeq and is a predicted model, not a curated record. The coding region runs from base 1 to 912 and encodes 303 amino acids.